CUCUCCUCGCUGUGGAUCUGUUAGGGAAUGAGUGUGCACGUCUCCAUUGGGAACACUUUUUUUUUUGUUGUUUUAAACUUACAGCUCUUAUUGGGAGCAGUGGGCAAGCUUAUUCAGAGUGUGAGAGUGGAGAGAGAGGAGACCCCUGUGGUGCUGUGAUUUGACUAAACAAACAGCCGGUCUCGGAGCAGUACCUCCUCCAGCAGACUGCCGGGACAGUAAAGAUUAACCUCAGACUCUGAACAUCUGAGGGAUCUAUACAUCUAAAGCAGCAGCCCCUGUAGAGACAACCAGCUGGAAAUUUCUCCUCUGAUUUCAGGAGGAGGAGACUGACUGCUGGCCGGCAACCUCCUCGUACAGCGAGGGAAGAUUUGUCUCUGCAUCUAGGAUCACACUGAAGAAAAAAGUGCUUGAAGACAUCCAACAUGAGGAGGGUGACGGCGUCCACGCUCCAUCUGACAGUCACAGCUCUUCUGUAUCUCUGUACUGAGUUGUGCUGCCUGGAGAUCACGCCUAAUGACAAAGAGCUCAUUCUAGCCAAGGGCUCUUCUCUCACCCUUACCUGCUCCGGCUUAAGGGAGACGACCUGGGAGUUUAAGAAGGAUGAUGUGCCUUAUUUCCAAGUCGAACAAAAUGAUGGCAAAAGCUACCGAAUUGUGCAAAGCGGCAAAGCAUCCAGUGUUCUGACCUUGUGGAACGUGAGCUGGAAGCACACAGGGGUGUAUCAGUGCAUGGACCGACACACUGGAGAAAUUAAGGAGGUGGCCGUGUUUGUCCCAGACCCCAAUAUGUGGUUCAUAGAGAGAUCCCAUGGCAUGGUAACUAAGACCAGUGAGGAAAGCAUCAUCCCCUGUGUGGUCACCAACCCAAACAUCAGCGUCACCCUGCAUGAAAAGGACACUGACUUACCCAUCAGGGGACAUUACGUUCCCAGCGAGGGGUACAAGGCACAGCUGGAGGACAGGACCUACGUGUGUCGUGGAGAGCUGAAUGGGGAGGUGAUAGAGUCUCAGGCUUUCUACGUCUUCAGCAUUGUUGUCCCAGAGGCCAUUGACGCCUACAUCAACGCGUCAAAGACUGUCCUGAAACAGGGGGAACCGCUGUCAGUAAACUGCACAGUUCAGGGAGUGGAGCUAGUGUUUUUUGCCUGGAACAAACCCCUUGGAGAGGAUGAUGAGGUUGAGCCGCUGACAGAGGUCCUGCCCACCAUGAGCAUGCGCUCCUGUCUGAUCUACCCUCAAACCACAGUGGCCCAUAGCGGAAACUACGUCUGCAAUGUCCAUGAGAGUGUCCAAGACCAGACCGCUUCUGCCAGCAUCAACAUCACCGUCCUCGAGCGAGGCUUCGUGGACGUGAAGCCCGCUCUGCAACAAAACAUUUCAGCCAAGCUGCAAGAGAACGUGGAGCUGAGAGUUGACAUUGAAGCCUACCCUCCCCCUCAGGUCCGCUGGAGCAAAGACGGCGCCACCAUCAAGGGAGACAAAACCAUCACAACCAGACAAGAGCAUGAGAUCAGGUAUGUGACCAUUCUCACUUUAGUGAGGGUGAGGACGGAGCAGAAGGGCCGCUACACCGUCCGUGUCACCAAUGGAGAUGAUACAAAGGAAAUUAACUUUGACCUGGAAGUGCAAGUUCCUGCUCAGAUUAAAGACCUGACUGACCACCACCUCCCAGGGAAGAGACACUUGGUGACUUGUGUAGCUGAAGGGGUCCCGGCCCCAACCAUACAGUGGUUCAGCUGUGACAGCAUGCUGAAGUGUAGCAACCAGACAGAGGUGUGGCAGCUGCUGAUAGCAGACCCAGAGAAGAUGAGCAUCCAGACCAACACGAGCUACAGUGAGACUCGUAAAACCACUCAGGUCCGAAGCCAGGUGACCUUCCACAAGCCCCAGCAGGCCACAGUUCGCUGUGAGAGCAGCAACCAAGACGGGCUCGUUGACAGAAGAGACGUCAAACUGGUGUCCAGCACUCUGUUCUCCCAGGUGGCAGUAUUGGCUGCUGUUCUCGCCUUAGUGGUUAUCGUGAUCAUGUCUUUUAUCAUCCUCAUCGCUGUAUGGAGGAAGAAACCUCGCUAUGAGAUCAGAUGGAAAGUGAUAGAGUCAGUAAGCCAGGAUGGUCAUGAGUACAUCUAUGUGGACCCCAUCCACCUGCCCUAUGACCUGGCUUGGGAAAUGCAGCGAGACAACCUGGUGCUGGGUCGCACUCUUGGAUCAGGAGCCUUUGGCAGGGUGGUCGAGGCAACUGCAUACGGUCUCACUCAUUCCCAGUCCAGCACCAAAGUGGCAGUGAAAAUGCUGAAGUCCACAGCCAGGAGGAGUGAGACCCAGGCCCUGAUGUCAGAGCUGAAGAUCAUGAGCCACCUGGGUCCUCACAUCAACAUCGUAAACUUGCUAGGAGCUUGCACCAAACAUGGCCCCCUGUACUUGGUGACUGAGUACUGUCGCUAUGGCGACCUGGUGGACUACCUUCACAGGAACAAGCACACCUUCCUGCAGUACUACGCCGAAAAGAACCAAGAUGACGGCUGCCUCAUCUCUGGAGGAAGCACUCCGCUCAGCCAGAGAAAAGGCUAUGUGUCUUUUGGAAGUGAGAGUGACGGAGGAUACAUGGACAUGAGUAAAGAUGAGCCCUCGGUCUACGUGCCCAUGCAGGAGCAGAUAGACACCAUCAAGUAUGCAGACAUCCAGCCCUCUCCAUAUGAGUCUCCGUACCAGCAAGACAUCUAUCAGGAACAAGCUGGCGGCAGAUUAGACCUGGCCAUCAGUGACUCUCCCAGUCUCACCUACGAUGAUCUUCUGGGCUUCAGCUACCAAGUGGCGAAGGGGAUGGAGUUCCUCGCCUCCAAGAAUUGCGUCCAUCGUGACCUCGCUGCCAGGAAUGUCUUGAUCUGUGAGGGCAAACUGGUGAAGAUCUGUGACUUCGGCCUGGCCAGAGACAUCAUGCAUGACUCCAACUACAUCUCCAAAGGCAGCACCUUCCUGCCCCUGAAGUGGAUGGCACCGGAAAGUAUUUUCCAUAAUUUGUACACCACCCUGAGCGAUGUCUGGUCAUACGGUAUUCUACUGUGGGAGAUUUUCACUCUGGGUGGAACACCCUACCCUGAUUUGCCCAUGAAUGAGUUAUUCUACAGUGCUUUGAAGAGAGGCUACCGAAUGGCCAAACCCGCCCAUGCCUCUGAUGAAGUAUACGAUAUCAUGAGGAAGUGCUGGGAUGAGAAGUUUGAGAAGAGGCCCGAGUUCUCCUUUCUGGUGCACAGUGUGGGGAAUAUGCUGACAGACAGCUAUAAAAAGAGAUACAACCAGGUCAAUGACAACUUCAUGAAGAGUGACCACCCGGCAGUCGCGCGCACCAAACCCAGACUCGCCUCACCCUUUCCGAUCGUCAAUCCAUCAUUUGGCUCCCCCUCACCUGUCACCCUCCCCUUCCCCCCGGACCUCUACAACCAGAGCUCGAGCCCCGGAGACUUCAGACAAGAGGCAGACACGCAGGAAGUUAUAACUUCAUACAACGAGUACAUCAUUCCCAUCCCAGACCCCAAACCGGAGGAAGUUUUCACUGACGUGCCGUCAGAAAGCCCUGCAAGCUCUCUGGCUCUGGAGGAGGAGACUGACUCCAUGUCUCAGGACACAGCUGACACUCUUCCAGAGGAGGACAGGCUGGAGGACACCAGUGAGAGAGACGCUCUGCUGGGCUCCUCCGGGACGCCCGAGGUAGAAGACAGCUUCCUGUAACCACAUGUAGGAACCCUGAGAAAACAGAGCCCUUUUCGGGGGAUUUUUUUUUUUUUUUUACGUGCCUGAAAAAGGGAAUGUGACUAAACUAGAAUGUAGCAAAAUAGAGACCGAGAAGGCAACCUUUGUAUUUCCACUAAGCCCUUCUUUGAGUUUUUGUUUCACACUUAGUACCUCUGGAACUACGAAACGGUUACAAACAAUGAGCACGAUGUUGUCAACCAGUCAUUUAUUGGAAACUUGCCACAAUAAUAAAUACGGUACUCUCCUCACACCCCUAUAGAAUCAGUUUACAGUAAGCACAGAUUCUUACUGUAUUCUUCAUUUUAGCCAUUGACUUAUGAGAUAUGUGCCUUACAAUUUAGGCACAUUUAGCCAUAUGUCCUUCUUUGACUCUUAUUAUCAUAUCCCUCUGCCCUUUCACAAUGAGCGUAGAUUUUUUUUUUUUUUUUUUUUUUUUUUUUUUUUGUCAGUGUAGUAUAAUAUUUU
This is a messenger RNA of Toxotes jaculatrix (banded archerfish), 4220 nucleotides long. It is a transcript of the gene pdgfrb, whose product is annotated as platelet-derived growth factor receptor, beta polypeptide. Gene Ontology annotation, biological process: multicellular organism development; positive regulation of kinase activity; positive regulation of smooth muscle cell migration. The record is from RefSeq and is a predicted model, not a curated record. The transcript has 23 exons. Gene Ontology annotation, molecular function: ATP binding; platelet-derived growth factor beta-receptor activity; platelet-derived growth factor binding. Gene Ontology annotation, cellular component: signaling receptor complex. Lineage: Eukaryota; Metazoa; Chordata; Actinopteri; Toxotidae. The coding region runs from base 426 to 3731 and encodes 1101 amino acids.